Brassica rapa (field mustard) is the source of this 1645-nucleotide messenger RNA. RefSeq lists its product as uncharacterized. NCBI's taxonomy places the organism in Eukaryota, Viridiplantae, Streptophyta, Magnoliopsida, Brassicales, Brassicaceae. The record is from RefSeq and is a predicted model, not a curated record.
AGACAAGACAAGGUUAGCGGCCUACGCUCAGGUCCAAUACUUCUGCUCAUUCAUCUUGCAGAAUUUUUCUGAUUUAAAACAUCAAAGCGAUGUUCAUCUCUUACCGGAAGAAAGUAAAGAAGCAAUCGCUGGACUUUUAUUUGCCGCAUCAAGAAUCAGGGAGCUGAGGGAGCUUAAAUUCAUAAGGAGCUUGUUCUUGGAGAGAUUUGGGCUUCAGUUUGACAGAGACAGUGUAAACUUGCGUCCAGGGAACCUCGUUAGUUCGGAGAUGAUAAAGAUUUUCGUCAAGAAGAUGCCGCAAGAUGCAAUGAGUCCAGAGACUAUAGUGGAAACCAACAUCGCUGCUUAUGUUGAAUCAGUAACUGAAGAUUCAGUUUCAACUGAUAAUCUUGGCUUCAGAGAUUCUGAUGCGGUGAAGAUAAGAGAUAUUCAAAACAUGGAUUGGGAGAAAGAAUAUGAAGGAGAGUUCAAAGUUUCUGUAUGUAAAUCUUGUAGAGUCUCAAGGAAGAGAUCGAUCAUUGUUCAUGAGAUAAGAGUUUGAUUGUUGUUUAGAGGGUUUUCAUUCAUACCUCGAGAUAUGACCCUUCGACAGUUGAUGUAUAGGUUAUUGCGUGUCAUUGUUUUUUUUUUUUUGAAACACAAACUUUCAUUAAAAGAAAUCAGACCCCAUUGUCCAGAUUAGGGAAUACAAGACAUACAUUAUACAAAGCCUGUUUUGCCAAGGCAUCAGCAACUUUGUUUUUUGAUCUAGGGAACCAUUCAUAGGAAAUAGAUAGAAAAGAUGAAGCGAGGAGCAGGAUGUCUGAGACAACUCCAUAGAUCUCCGGGGUUGGGGAUUUUGAAAUCAGCGCUUUAACAAGCUGCUGCGAGUCCAUUUGGCAGUGAAGCUGUAGGAUUCCCUGUGCUCUGCAGUGCGCCAUUGCUUCUCGGAGUGCUGGUCUCUGAAUCCAUGUGAACUACAUGGGACGGCUAUUUCCGAGUACUGUGUGCAUGACUAUCUGCCUUUUUUAUUCUAAAGAGUUCAUAUAUAUAUAUAUUGUAAAUGGCGAUGUUUCUCCCAAGCAAAGAGUUUCCGUUCAUUCAAGUUGCUAACAGAAGUUCUAAUACAUAUGCUUUCAACCUUGUAUUCGAGCCUACAAAAUCACAUACCGUUUGUGCAUUGUUCUUGGGUUUCUUAAGUAGUUGACUGCCUUCCCCUUCUAUAUAUAAAUAUAACGAGCAUUUUCUCUGCAUAUCCGGUGGACCAGCAAUUGACUUGAAUAUAAUCAAACGAGCUUCAAAAAGUAGUCAUCACUAAUAUCUAAUUUCUUAUGAAAUUUUAUUUAGUAAUGAAGCCAUCAAUUUCAAUAACUCCAUGUAAACUUGAAUGCCUAAACUGUAGUGUCCAAGUAGAGGAUUGGUCGAUAUAUAUUCCCCAUAUAUAAUAUGUACAUUAAGCAUCAAGAUUUCAAACGUGACGAGAAAGGUCGGAAGGGAUCUAUACGAAGCGUUGUAUGUCUUAAAGAGAAUGGGGGGGAAGCAAGUGUACAGAAAAAAAAAGAGAAGUGGAUCGGUCCCUCAAAAAUCGAAGUUGGAAACGUGUUUCAGUACAAAACUGAAUUUUGUUCUGUCGGGCUUCAUUCAAGACCAUGUGCGGAUUGACUAU